AUAAGCUUGAAAUGCGUCUCCCUGCCGAUCGAGGUGCAGAAUCUGCACGACAACAUGCACAUAUCAAUGUUGAUUCCGCCAUUCAAGGGGGAACCCGGCCAGGAUGUGAUCGACAACUAUCUGCGCCUGCUCGUCGAGAUCUUCAUUCGAGGCUGGGAAAGGGGUAUCCGCCUCAGCAGAACGGCGCAUUAUCCCGACGGACGCAACGUUGUCUUCGCAUUGAUCUAUGCUGUCGCGGAUUUGAAGGCGCGCGUCAAGGUUGCUGGAGUACAAGAUCACGCAGCGCACCGUUGCGGCGGCAUAUGCGACUGCGUGGGGAGCGACACGCACAGAAGAUUCGACUACAGCUCGUGGAGGCCCCUGACUGUGGACGAGAUGAAAGACCGGGCGGCGAGGUGGAGGACAGAGAGCACCGCAUCCGGACGGCAGAAAGCGUUCCGAACUAACGGUGCUCGCGAUAGCAUUAUGUAUCGACUGCCGUAUUGGAACCCGGUGCGCCAAGUCGUCAUAGACCCCAUGCAC
Molecule: messenger RNA, 522 nt
Organism: Punctularia strigosozonata HHB-11173 SS5
Lineage: Eukaryota; Fungi; Basidiomycota; Agaricomycetes; Corticiales; Punctulariaceae
Exons: 1
Source: RefSeq, a predicted model, not a curated record